This is a messenger RNA of Prunus mume (Japanese apricot), 1571 nucleotides long. RefSeq names its product protein PAM71, chloroplastic. Gene Ontology annotation, cellular component: chloroplast thylakoid membrane; Golgi apparatus. The record is from RefSeq and is a predicted model, not a curated record. Gene Ontology annotation, molecular function: manganese ion transmembrane transporter activity; calcium ion transmembrane transporter activity. Lineage: Eukaryota; Viridiplantae; Streptophyta; Magnoliopsida; Rosales; Rosaceae. Gene Ontology annotation, biological process: manganese ion transmembrane transport; Golgi calcium ion homeostasis; calcium ion transmembrane transport.
ACUCUGAGUCUCAGAGCCUCAACAGUUCCAAGCCCAGCGCCAAAAGCUUCCACAGAAACAGAGAAAGAGAGAGAGUGUGUGUGACAGAAUGCGAAGCAUAACGCUCUCAGAGAGCGUUCUGGGGGUGCAUUCACUGCCUUCACCAUUUCCUAAACCUCUCAAGCCAUCAUCUUCCUCAUGUUACUUGCUUCCUUUCAAAUUACGGUCCAAGAAGCUCACUUCGAAGCUUUCUUUUCCACACCCAAGUUUCGUUUCCUCGAGGUAUUCAUGUAAGUGGAAUGCGAACACCUGUGAGGAAUGGUUUCGACGUCUUUUACAAACUUCUGGAAAUUUAGAUGACCUGGAGCUACACCACCUUAAUUACGAGAAAUGCAGGGUGACCACAAACCCAAUUGACAUUGAGGAUGAUUGUGUUGCUUUAGAUAAAGCACUACCAAAGAAGAAUUUAAAAAAGAAUUGUCACAUGGAUAGAGAGAUCAUGACUCAUAAUUCAUUCUCUCAUUUUUGGAAGGCUAUUCUGCUGUUUGGAUUUCUUGCACUUCAAGGCUCUGAACCGGCUUUUGCUAUAUCUGAUCUUGCUAGUGGUUUACCAUCAAUUCCUUUUCUGGGGGACCUUGGUGAUCUUAGCACAGGUUUUGCUUCAGCAUUCUUGCUGAUCUUUUUCUCAGAACUAGGGGACAAGACCUUCUUUAUUGCGGCACUUUUAGCAGCUAGGAAUUCUGCUCCUGUUGUUUUUAUUGGGACCUUUGGUGCACUUGCGGCAAUGACCAUCAUAUCUGUUGUUCUUGGACGAACUUUUCACUACGUCGAUGAAAUCCUACCAUUCAGGUUUGGUGAGACUGAUCUACCCAUUGACGAUAUUGCUGCAGUUCUCCUUUUGGUUUAUUUUGGAGUUUCAACUUUGCGUGAUGCCACCUCAAGUGACGGUUUGAAAGCAGAAGAUGAACAAAGAGAGGCAGAGCUAGCUGUGUCCAAAUUUUCAGGAAACGGUGCUGGAAUAUUAGCUGCUGCUAGCACUGUCAUUAGCACAUUCCUCUUAGUUUUUGUUGCUGAAUGGGGAGACAAAUCAUUUUUCUCUACAAUAGCACUUGCUGCAGCCUCUUCACCCCUUGGAGUCAUCGGAGGAGCACUGGCUGGUCAUGGUGUUGCAACUUUGCUUGCUGUUUUAGGAGGUUCUUUACUGGGCACAUUCUUAUCAGAGAAGGCCAUUGCCUACACCGGAGGUGUUCUUUUUCUCGUCUUUGCUGCCGUAACGUUGGUUGAGAUAGUAACUUAAAGGGUGGGGGAGGCAGGAUUGAAAAUUGAAGAUAUUAUUUUGAGAGAUGAAAGAAGUUGCAAAAAUGCAAUGAACGUGGCACAGCCUAACCCAUCAGUAGAAGCUUUUUUAGGGAGAAUCAAAAGUCCUGAAAAAGGAUGAUUGUGGAGGCAGACAAAUCCCACUCUCUCUGCCCUACUUUUUUCAUGAGCCUUCCUUUCCACUUUGGCUCCGUACGGCUGCUGCCUCAUCUGUCUCUCAAAUGCUCCACUUUCUUCCCUUUCACUUCAUUCAUACAAAUAUCAUAAUAUAAAAU